This is a messenger RNA of Emys orbicularis (European pond turtle), 5973 nucleotides long. It is a transcript of the gene SMCHD1, whose product is annotated as structural maintenance of chromosomes flexible hinge domain containing 1. NCBI's taxonomy places the organism in Eukaryota, Metazoa, Chordata, Testudines, Emydidae. Gene Ontology annotation, biological process: chromosome organization; double-strand break repair. The record is from RefSeq and is a predicted model, not a curated record. Bases 1 to 5973 code for a protein of 1990 amino acids. Gene Ontology annotation, cellular component: chromosome. The transcript has 47 exons. Gene Ontology annotation, molecular function: protein binding; ATP binding.
AUGGCAGCGGUGGCGGGAGGCGACACCAGGGCUCCCGGGCCGGGCCUGUCAGGGCCACACGGCAGCAGGGACCGGACCGUGUUCCUGUUCGACCGGCGCCGGGAGCAGGGGGACCCCAAGGAGAAAGUGCUGAGCUGCGACGAGGAGACCUACCGCGGCUUCCGCAGCGCCGUGUGCCAGGCAUUCUGCAUUUCUUCUGAAGAUAACUUUGUUAUCACAACAACCAAUAGAAAAGAGGUUACAGAUGACAACUUCAGUGAAAUUGUUCAAGAAGGGGUUACUUUGUAUUUGCUACAGUCAGUUGAUCAGACACUACUUUCAGCAACAAAGGAGCGAAUUGACUUCCUACCACACUAUGACACACUUAUCAAAAGUGGCAUGUAUGAAUAUUAUGCUAGUGAAGGGCAAAAUCCUUUGCCAUUUGCCUUUGCUGAGUUGAUUGACAAUUCUUUGUCAGCUACUUCUCGAAAUACUGGUAUUCGAAGCAUACAGAUAAAAUUGUUAUUUGAUGAGUCUCAAGGAAAACCAGCUGUUGCUGUGAUUGAUAAUGGAAGAGGGAUGACUUCUAAGCAGCUUAACAACUGGGCUGUGUAUAGAUUAUCAAAAUUUACAAGACAAGGUGACUUUGAAAGUGAUCAUUCAGGAUAUGUACGCCCUCCUCCAGUGCCUCGCAGCUUAAAUAGUGACAUCUCAUAUUUUGGUGUUGGAGGCAAACAAGCUGUGUUCUUCAUUGGGCAGUCUGCCAGAAUGAUAAGCAAACCUGCAGAUUCUCAUGAUGUCCAUGAGCUUUUCCUUUCUAAAGAGGAUUUUGAAAAGAAGGAGAAAAACAAAGAAGCAAUAUACAGUGGAUACAUUAGAAACAGAAAGCCAUCUGACUCUGCGCAUAUCACCAGUGAUGAUGAACGAUUUCUACACAAUCUCAUAAUGGAAGAAAGGGACAAGAAGAGUUUCACUGCGGUUGUCGUUACAGGUGUACAACCAGAUCAUAUGCAGUACUUGAAAAACUAUUUUAAUCUUUGGACAAGGCAAUUGGCACAUAUCUAUCAUUACUAUAUCCAUGGACCAAAAGGAAAUGAAACUAAUGCUACAAUGAAAGAAGCUGGACCUUUCAACAACAUUGAUAUUGAGAUUUUGAUGUUUGAAAAAGGAAAGGUACCUAGGAUGGUCAACCUUAGAGAGAUCAAAGAUGACAUGCAGACAUUAUAUAUAAAUUCUGCGGCAGAUAGCUUUGAGUUUAAGUCACAUGUUGAAGGAGAAGGUAUAGUGGAGGGCAUCAUCCGCUACCAUCCUUUCUUAUAUGAUAAAGAAACAUAUCCUGAUGAUCCAUGCUUUCCAUCACGAUUAAAAGAUGAUGAUGACGAUGAUGACUGCUUUGUGGUAGAAAAAGGGGCCAGGGGAAAAAGGCCUAUUUUUGAAUGUUUUUGGAAUGGAAGGUUAAUACCAUACACAAGUGUAGAAGACUUUGACUGGUGUGCUCCUCCCAAGAAGAGAGGACUUGCACCAAUUGAAUGCUACAAUCGAAUUUCUGGGGCAUUAUUUACCAAUGAUAAGUUUCAGGUCAGCACAAACAAGCUUACUUUCAUGGACCUGGAACUGAAGUUAAAAGAAAAAAACACUCUUUUUACAAGGGUCUUCAAUGGACAGGAGCAGCGAAUGAAAAUUGACAGAGAAUUUGCUUUGUGGCUCAAAGACUGCCAUGAGAAAUAUGACAAACAGAUAAAAUUCACACUGUUUAAAGAAAUAAUUACACGUACUGACUUGACCUCCAAAAGAAUGCAAAGUCCUUGGGCUACAUAUUCUGCAAUAGAGUGGGAUGGGAAAACGUACAGAACUGGACAGUUGGUGAAAACAAUUAAAACUCUUCCAAUAUUUUAUGGAAGUAUCUUGAAAUUUUUUCUAUAUGGAGAUCAUGAUGGGGAUGUGUAUGCUACAGGAGGAGAGGUUCAACUUGCUCUGGAACCUCAAGCAUUGUAUGAUGAAAUAAAAAUUAUUCCAAUCUCAAAACUUGACAGAGCAAUGUCUGAAAAAGUUGUUAAAAAAUACAUUGAAGAUGAAAUGGCAAGACUUCCUGAUAGAUUGUCAGUAACAUGGCCUGAAGGAGAUGAGCUGUUACCAAAUGAGAUCAAGCUUGCUGGUACACCAAUAGGAGCAUUAAGAAUUGAAAUAUUGAAUAAGAAAGGAGAGGCAAUGCAAAAACUUCCAGGUACAAGCCAUGGAGGGUCAAAGAAACUGCUUGUUGAACUAAAGGUUAUUUUGCACUCUCCUGUUGGGAAUAAGGAAAUCAUUUCUCACAUUAGUCAACAUGGGGGUAAAUGGCCUUACUGGUUUAAAAAAAUGGAAAAUAUUCACAAACUUGGGAGCUACACACUGAAACUGCAAGUCGUGUUGAAUGAAAGUAAUGCAGACACUUAUGCAGGAAGGCCUCUACCAUCUAAAAUGUUUAAAUUUAAUAUUGUAGAGGGGAAACCAGAAAAAUUUUCAGUGAGUCUUUUGGAUCCUCCAUUUCGAGUUGGAGUACCUUUUAAUAUUCCUUUGGACUUGCAGGAUGAAUUUGGUCAUCCCACACAGCUGGCAACUGAUAUUGAGCCAAUUCUUGAAGCUAGUGGUUUGACUUUACAAUAUGAAGAAAUAAGUAAAGGAACAAACUGCGUCAUUAAGGGUGUCACUGCUACAGGCCACGUAAACAAUUACCUGGGCAAGAAUUUCAAUCUGAAGGUUAUUCUUCCUGGUUUGAAAGAAGACUCUCAGAUCUUGAAAAUAAGAUUACUGCCUGGCCUUCCUCGUCAAUUGAAAGUGAAACCUGAUUCUGAAAUUCUAAAGAUUGAAAAUGGGACAUCUUUCCCCUUUCAGGUUGAAGUGUUGGAUGAAGCAGGAAAUAUAACAGCACAACCAAAACUGAUAGUUCAUUGUAAGUUUGUAGGUGCUCCAAAUCUUCCUGUGUAUGCCGUGGAUUGCAGUAAUGCUGGGACAAAUAUUUUAACUGGACCAGUUUUGCAUGUACAGAAUAUAAAGAAAGACCAGAUGCUCAAAGCAAGGAUUGAAAUACCUAGUUGUAAAGAUGUGCCACCAGUGGAAAAGACUAUUAAACUGCUCCCCAGUAGCCAUGUUGCAAGACUGCAGAUUUUUAGUGUAGAAGGACAAAAGGCUAUUCAAAUCAAACACCAGGAUGAAAUUAACUGGAUUGCAGGGGAUGUCAUGCACAACCUUAUUUUUCAAAUGUAUGAUGAAGGAGAAAGAGAGAUCAUCAUAACUUCAGCUCUAGCAGAAAAAAUUAAGGUUAACUGGACACCCAGGAUUAACAGAGAGCAAAUGAUUCAGGGACUACUGCCUGAUGUGAAAGUACCAACAUCUGUAAAAGAUGUGCGUUAUUGCCUAAUUACAUUCCAUGAUGACCAUGUAUCUUUGGAGAGUGCAUUUACAGUCAGACCACUUCCUGAUGAGCCUAAACAUAUUAAAUGCAAAUUAAAAGGACCAAAUACAUUACAGAUGGGUGAAGCGCUACAAAGUGAAAUCGAUGUGAUGGUUACAGACCAGUAUGGGAAUCAGAUUCAGACCCUCUCAGCCUCUUGCAUAAAUUCCUUAGGAGUUUCUGGGAAUGGGCUGGAUAAAUCAAAUUUGAAAACUACGUGGCAGGAAAGUACACAAACCAUGGCAGUCAAAGGUAUUAGGUUUUAUCCAGGUCCUCCUGGAAGUAAAGAAUUGUGUUUUGCUUGGCGUGAAUUUUCUGAUUUUCUCAGAGUAAAUUUGACUUCAGGACCUCCAGUUAAACUACACCUUAUGGAUUGGCCAGAAUUAGGGGAGCCUAUUGCAGUAAUUAAUGGCAGAGAACUGCAGAAGCCUCUGAUAGUUCAGCUCUGUGAUCAGUGGGAAAAUCCAUCUCCUGAACCAAAUGUCAAAAUCAGUCUUGUAAAGGCUAGCAACUUAAAGAUCAUUCCUUCAAGCCAACAACAUAAAACAGAUGAAAAUGGUAGGGCUAAUCUGGGAGUAAUUAGUAUUCAUGCACCCAGGGGAGAGCAUACGUUACAGCUUAAAGCCUCAUACAACAGGAACACAUUAGAUUGCCCUAUAAUCAAGUUCAAUGUCCUGCCUGACCCUGAGAAACCUGUGUGUUUGAAUGUUAAGUAUGACAAAAAUGCUUCUUUUGCAGCAGGAAGUACCUUCCCUGAUUUUAUGGUUAGUGUAAUUUCUGAAGAUAGCAACAUUAUUAAAAAUAUUAAUCCAGGACGGGUUUCUAUGAAAAUGUGGGAAGGACAGAGCAGUGGAAACAGAGUACCAGCUAAUGUUACAACUCUUGGCUGUAGUAAAGUCAAGGAUGGCAAGGAUGAGGGCUUCUUUUACUUCAGGGAUAAAAUGAUUCCAGAGAGAGUGGGAACUUACAGCAUCCAGUUUGCUUUUGCGAUUGAUAAGACAAAUAUACUCAGCAGUGAACAGAUUGUAAUUGAAGUGGUAGCUAAUGAUCCAGUGCAGUUGCUACCAGAAUCUCUACCAGCUACUCCUGUAGUUUCUAAUGUUCGAACAGUUGCCAGCCGGACUCUGAUAAAGGAUUUAUGCCUCCAUAUAAAGGAUGAAUACAACAACCGUACAGGAAAUAAUUUGGUUGGCAAGAUAGUAGCUGCAAUUAAGAGUUCCAGUGAAGAAGAUACAGAGAUCCCAGUCUUUCAGGGGAAAGUUAAAACAAUUGAGUUUCCAUUUAACAGAGGAUCUGCUGAAAUCGUUAAUCUAGUGCUGGCAGAAAACAGCCCUGGAAGAGAUAGCACUGAAUAUAUUCUUGAAUUUGAGGCAGACUUACCAGCUUUGGCAAAACCUCUGGAACCAUACCGUCUAUCAUUUAUGUUUUACAAUGAUUUUAAGAAACAGCAGCAGAUGGCGACGCUUACAAGAGAGAGAGACGAACUAUCUAAGUCAAUAGCUUUAUACAGAAAUAUGUUUGAUACCACUGAGCAGCUUAUUACUGAAAUGAAAUAUCAGGUCCAGGAAGCUGAAACAAGACAGUCUCACCUGAAGAAUGAACUGAAAAAGCAUCAAAUUGAUAUUCCACAGACAAGCAUAUUGCAGUAUGUUGAUUCUUUCAUAAAACAAAAGAUGUUGGAGCAGGAAGGAGUAAAGAAAUCUCCAAGAAGAGCAUGUACCCUUUCAAACUAUCCCAAAGACAAUCAGGAUAUUUUAGGGAAGAUUGCACAUUUAGCACAGAUUGAGGAUGACAAAGCAGCGAAGGUCAUCUCUUGGCAUAUGGCUAGUGAUAUGGACUGUGUAGUCACCCUAACUACUGCUGCUGCUCGUCGUAUCUUUGAUGAAACCCAGGGUCGACAGCAAGUCUUGCCUCUUGAUUCUGUUUACAAGAAGACUCUCCCGGAUUGGAACAGGACUUUACCUCACUUACGAAAUGGAAGAAAUCACUUCAGACCUAUUGGAAACCCUGUAUUCGCCAGAGAUUUGUUAACAUUUCCAGAGAAUGUAGAGCAUUGUCAGAUAGUGUUCGGGAUGCUCUUAGGUGACACCAUCAUUAUUGACAAUUUGGAUGCUGCCAAUCAUUACAGAAAGGAGGUCGUAAAAAUCACACAUUGCCCAACAUUACUGACUAGGGAAGGAGAUAGAAUUCGCAGCAAUGGAAAGUUUGGAGGCCUUCAAAAUAAAGCUCCUCCAAUGGACAAACUCAGAGGAAUGGUAUUUGGAGCACCAAUGCCAAAACUUUACAGUACUCUUUCUGGACAGAUAGAUCUUCUUCAGCAAUACCGUACAGCAGUGGUCAAACUGCAUAGUGUUAAUCAGGAUCUUCAUUUACAAUUACAGUCCCUUAAUACUCCAGAGAUGCAAAAGAGAAAACAGGAGCUUGCUGAACAAGAGAAAAGUCUCAAGCUAAUAGAGGAGAAACUGGGCAUGACCCCAUCAGGUAAAGGCACUGAAUCAUUACUUCCGCUAGAAGCACUUGAUAUGUCUGACAGUCCCACUCCUCCCAAAAGAAUGAGAAGAUAA